GUGUGAGGGAGUGUUUGUGUUCUCUCCUACCGGUGGAUUGUCUCUCUGAGUCGUGUCUCUCACCUACCACUGAAUUUCUGACUGACUCUCUCUUUUUUAUUUCUCUCUCCCUCACAUUCUCUCUCUCUUUCUCUCUCUAUUUCUCUCUUUCUGCAGGACUCCAAGCCUCCUCCCUUACCCAAAUCAUUGCAGACAAAAUCGCAGAAAGAUAGCUGCCCCAUCUCGCCAGGUGUAACCAGGAGGUUUUCCUCAUCUGUCCUCUGAUUCCUACCAUUGUGUUCAGAAGUGGUUAAAUCCACCAGCAACUCAUCAGUUGUCAUGGCAGACAGUCGGCAGCCCGAGGACAACAGCUCCUCUCACUGGGCCCCUCCCACUAACGGAGCCCAGGACCAGUCAGCUGCCCUCGCUGGCCACGGAGAGAACGGCUUCUCCUCUUACAGAGAGAACGGCUAUCACGGAGGACACGCUGCCACAGCAGAGCAAGUGUCAGCCCGUAUAGUUGAGAAGGUGACAGCAGAGGCGGUGGCAGUGCUCAAGCAGGAGCAGGACAAGCAGGACUCUACUAGGAGACUGUCCUCAGUGGAGGACUCUGCCAACCUGCCACCCUCCCCUCCCCCCUCUCCGUCGGCAGAGCAGAUCGGACCCAUGGAGCAAACACAGACCACUGCAGAUUUACUUGCAGACCUGCCGGUGAACCCAGAGAAGCCUCGUUCCGACAAUCCUGCCAUGGCAGAGGAGCAUCCACAGGGGGCACCCCCUCCGCAGAGCCCGGUGGCCCCCACCACAGAGAGAGAAACACCUGAGGGAGCAGAGAGCACUGUGUCCAUCGCUGAGUUCUCCACUGGUUCCCCCAAAAACAAAUCUCUAACUGAUCCUACCACCACAGAACCCGAGAAAACGGUUCAGCCUUUAGUGGAACCAGAAAAGGGGCAAGGGACUGGAAGUACCACUAGUGUGGUUCCUAAGAUAGAAUACCUUCCGGAGCCCAAGACCACCGCUGAGAAACAGCCCUCGGUUGAAGAGCUCGACUCAGUUCCUCUUUCAGUUGUAUAUGAGCCCCUGAAAGAUUACAUUGAGGAAGAGGAGGAAAAUGAUGGUUAUGUUACACCCAGUAAGUCAGCAAACCUUGAGAGCGUUCGUGAGGAGAAAGAGAUCAUAUCAGAGAAAACUGAGAAAAGAAUGCUGAGUCUAGGACAAUCGACCGCCAGGCCAUUGUCAUUUGAGACUGAGAAGAUUGAGGAGACUCCUCAAACUAAUGUCAGUGAUGGAGAAAACCCAAAGCAGGAGGCACACAUAUCUGCUGCAGGUAGUCUAAAAGACAAGCAGAGUUGGGAAGAUAAGUCUGGAGUUGCUUCAAAAGACGAGUCAGGUAUGACGGCCUACUUUGAGACCUCUACACAAAGGGAUACUGAAAAACCAGGAGAACGUGGUGAGGGUUACUAUGAGCUCAGUGCUGUCAGCCAGAAGAAGCCCUCAGAGGAGAUUCUGGAGGCCGAUUCAAACAUUAAAAUAAGCGAUUCAGCACCAGAACAGACAAUGUCCAGCAUAACGUUGAUGAGUGACAGUGCCAUGGACAAGCUAGAGGAUCUCCCUAAAAGGAAGGAUGUGUGUACUAGACUGUCACCUGGCAAAUUGUCAUUGGAACACAGAAGUCUUUCUCUGAAUUUUGCUAUUGGCUCAAUGGGUCAAGCAGGAGAGCAAAACCAGUCGAAGCUCUCAUCUCUUACAGAGGUCUCUUCCGGAAGCCUGGAUGAAACCACAGGCUACCUUCCUCUAACCACCCCAUUAGUAACAUUAGAGAGACAGCUACUUCCUGUGACUCCAGAGAUAGCUCUCCCAGUUCCUACCACUGAAACCUCCACUGAUCUACCUGAAGACACCACCUCUAAGACAAUGUGUUCUCCUGAGUUGUCACUCUCACCCAUGAAGCAACACUACACACAUUUGAAUGACCCAUCCAACGACCUUCCUGAGAUGCUGGACCUAGCCGGUGUUAAGCCCAAACCCACCCUGGAGAAGAGGGAGCUGGACCAGCAUAAUAGAAGGAGGUCUGUCCCUGCCUGUCCAUCUGCUGCUCUGGUGGGCAGUUCUCUGGCCAAGCUGGUGCUGGGGAACCAGCAGACACCCAGGGUGGUGGGUGGAGAGGAGAGCCAGCAGGAGGAGCGUGGUUACUGCGUGUUUAGUGAGUACUCUGGUCCCAUGCCCUCGCCUGCCGAUCUGCACAGCCCAGUGGGCUCCCCACACCAACGGUUCCCCACAGUGACUGAAGGGGACAGUGACGAGGAACUGGGAGCCAUUGCGGAAGAGGGCGAGCAAAAGCUGGCACCGCAAAAAACAAACCAGGCAGAAGAAUCGGUUGGAGGAACGGUUAAGCCAACUUUGGUGCUUGAAAGAGCUGUCACGGCAGGUGUCAAACCGGAUCGUCUGAGGAUCCCUGUGGCUCCAUCCAAAGACAAACUGACAGAGUUCCGGCUGGAGAGCGGUCUUCCCGGGGACAUCAAAACCCAAGCCAUUCCUGAGGUAGAGUUGGAGCAGGACCUCUCCAGAGAAGCGUCCCCCAUCCCACCAGACUUCGCAUUUACUUUUGGCACUGAGGUGAAGGACACCAAGCUUUUUGCGACCCCUGAGUCUCCAGCAGAAAAGGCUGCCGCUGUGGAGGGAACUAAAGUUGAGGAAGUCGCAGCGGAAGUCAAAGUAAAGGUGGCGUCAGCAAGGAUUGGGAAGAGUCAGAAGACUGGUCUUAAAAAGCCAGAGAUGGAGAAAGUGGAGGAGACCUCAGACCCAGACCAUCAGAAUGCUGUUGAAGACUUACAGCCAAAGGAUGUUCGAGGACUGGAGAGAGAAAAGAAAAAGGAACCCAUGACAUCAUCACCUGAAUCAUUAGUGGAGAUCAUCAAUGCGCAGGAGAAGAAGCGUGAAAGUGAACCAGAAGUGUCAACAGUACCAGCGGAGGCUGUCGUUCCAAAAGAAGAGGCCAAGACCAAAGCUGAAGAAACAUCACCAACACCCUCUAACGUGAGCACUGCAGAUGUGGAGGAAGCCACAGAGCAACUAGAAGAGAAAAGUCCAGAGAAAAGUGUUUCUGGAAGUUCUCCAGUUAUAGUCAUACCUCAGGCACAAGUUGAGGAAGAGGAGGAGGAAGACGAUAUAGAAGUAGCUGAGGAAGUCUUGGAGGAAGUUGAAGGCCCUCCUGUGCUCCUCAAGGACAAAGAGCAAGAGAGUCACCCUAUGGAGAAGCAGGAGGAGGUGGCAGAAGAGGUGAGGGUGGUGGGUGGGGCGGAGAAGGUGAUUGUUGAAAAUCCUAAAGAUUUGGAGUCUGCUGUUGCUGGGGAUGACGAAUCAUGUGAUGCUACUGCCCCAACCAUUGAUGAAGGGGAUUAUGCCGAUCACAUCUCUCAUCUAUCUGCCUGCUCUGGAAACGACCAGCCACAAACCCUCGAUGGAAAGGAGGCAGAGAAAGAGAAGAAUAAAGUGGAGGAUAAAGAAGGGGUGGUGCUGCAGGAAGAGGAGGAGUCCGCUGAAGUGGGGCAGGAAGUUGAGGUGAAGGCUUCCAGUCGCGAGGAGACGGAGACCUCAGACGUACUACGGAGCCAGACCAGCGAGACCACCGCUCUCGACGAGACCACCAUGGACGUCUCCAUGUUAGACAGCGAGAGCGGCUGGGUGGACUCACAAGAUGAUGACAGAAGCGUAAUGACAGAGCAGAUUGAAGCUCUGCCCAAAACACAGAGUCCUGUCAAGACUCCCCUGGUAGAGAGACCCUCUAAUAAACGUCCCCCCGGCAGAGGACAGGGGCGCGCCUCCACCCCCGAGCGCAAACUCAACCGCAGAGAGCCCGUCAGUCGUCGUCCAAAGGAGGAAGAGAAGAAGAAAAAAGCGGGGAUGAAGAGAACUGAACAGUGUAAGGUAUCAGUCCUCCAGUGUCGCUCUCCCACUCGGAGGAUUGUAGUCAAAGCUGCUACGUUCAGACAAGCUAGACCUGCUUCGCACCACGGCUCUGCUAGACGCAAGCCACCAGCCGUGGAGGACCAGCAGCCUCUUAAUGUGACCCACCAAUCCCGGGAAAGGACCUCUGAGGGUACCUACCGGACUCCAGAAAAGAGGUCCUCUCUGCCCAGGCCUGCCUCCUCCCUGCCCCGCCGUGCCCCCCCAGCAGAGCACGACAAAUCAUCCUUCUCCUCUAACUCCUCCUCCUCCUCUAACUCCUCCUCUAACUCAAACUCGUCGGCCCGUUCCCGUUCGGCCCGGAGCGGAGCCUCCACGCCCCACACCCCCGGCUCCACAGCGGUCACCCCAGGAACACCACCCAGCUACUCCUGCCGCACCCCCGGGAGUCGCACCCCCGGCAGCCACACACCCAAGUCUCUCAGCCUCCUCACUCAGGAGAAGAAGUUUGCUGUGAUCCGCACACCGCCCAAGUCGCCCUCUACCACGCCCAAGCAGCUGCGCGUCCUCAACCAGCCCCUGCCUGACCUGAAGAACAUCAAGUCCAAGAUCGGCUCCACAGACAACAUGAAGUACCAGCCCAAAGGUGGACAGGUCCACAUUACCACCAAGAAGAUAGACCUGAGCCACAUCACCUCCAAAUGUGGAUCAAUGUCCAACAUCCGUCACCGACCAGGGGGUGGUAACGUGCGUAUUGAGAGUGUGAAGCUGGACUUCAAGGACAAGGCCGAGGCCAAAGUGGGCUCACUGGCCAACGCCAGUCACACUCCCGGGGGAGGACAAAUCAUGAUCGAGAGCCACAAGCUGACGUUCCGUGACACGGCCAAGGCUCGCGUGGACCACGGGGCAGACGUUAUCACCCUGUCCCCAGGUGGCACCGGGGGUACAUCCCCCCACCGUCUCAGCAACGUGUCAUCCACAGGCAGCCUCAACCUCCUGGACUGCCCCCAGCUGUCCACACUGGCCCAGGACGUCACCAUGGCCCUGGCCAAGCAAGGCUUAUGAGCCUCCUGCCUCCUCCUGGUUCCUGGUUCUCCAUCGCCCCCUGGUUCCUGGUCCUCCAUCGCCCCCUGGUUCCUGGUACUCCAUCGCCCCUGGUUCCUGGUCCUCCAUCGCCCCCGGUUCCUGGUCCUCCAUCGCCCCCUGGUUCCAGGUCCUCCAUCUCCCCCUGGUUCCUGGUCCUCCAUCGCCCCCUGGUUCCUGGUCCUCCAUCGCCCCUGGUUCCGGUCCUCCAUCGCCCCCUGGUUCCUGGUCCUCCAUCUCCCCCUGGUUCCUGGUCCUCCAUCGCCCCCUGGUUCCUGGUCCUCCAUCUCCCCCUGGUUCCUGGUCCUCCAUCUCCCCCUGGUUCCUGGUCCUCCAUCUCCCCCUGGUUCCUGGUCCUCCAUCUCCCCCUGGUUCCUGGUUCUCCAUCUCCCCCUGGUUCCUGGUCCUCCAUCUCCCCCUGGUUCCUGUUCCUCCAUCUCCCCCUGGUUCCUGGUCCUCCAUCUCCCCCUGGUUCCUGUUCCUCCAUCUCCCCCUGGUUCCUGGUCCUCCAUCUCCCCCUGGUUCCUGGUCCUCCAUCGCCCCUCGGACCUCCUGGAUCCCUUGGACGUCCUCGUCUUAACAUCCCCCUUCAACAUUUCUCCGUCGGCCCUCCACUGCAACAACCCUUCGCCGUCGUCCCCCAAGAUAAGAAACCAGAUAACUGUGAUCAGAGUAUCAGAUUCCAUCUUCCAUCAUUCCACUCCCCCUCUCGCUCCUCCAUAGGAAAACAUGCUAUUUAAACUACCACCACCAGGGGUGUUUUAAUGACUGACUCUAGGAUGUUUGUUCUUUUUCUUUCUGUUCUAAGGGAUGUGCUCGACUCUGCUAGGGUGUGUUGUGUUGUUCUUUUGGCUUCUUUUCAUUACAUGUUGAACUUUCUUUGGGACAUUACUGUAUAUGGCCAGUGUGCUAGCUAGCUAAGGCAUUGAAACAGGUACAGGGAUAGUGUUGAUAGGGUAUUAUCGGUUAUCUAAGACUUUACAGUGAUUCUUAUUGUGUGGCAAUGAUCUCAAAGACAUUCCAUUUGGCCUAGGAUAUUAAGCGGUCCAGCCUGGUUUCAUUCCCAACAUACACUAUACAUACAAAAGUAUGUGGACACCCCUUCAAGUUAGUGGAUUCGGCUAUUUCAGCCACACCCGUUGCUGACAGGUGUAUAAAAUUGAGCACACAGCCAUGCAAUCUCCAUAGACAAACAUUGGCAGUAGAAUGGCCUUACUGAAGAGCUUAGUGGCUUAUAACAUGGCACCGUCAUAGGAUGCCACCUUUCCAACAAGUCAGUUUGUCAAAUUUCUGCCCUGCCAGAGCUGCCCCGGGCAAUUGUAAGCGCUGUUAUUGUAAAGUGGAAACGUCUAGGAGCAACAACGUCUUAGCCGGGAAGUGGUAGACCACACAAGCGCACAGAACGGGACCACCAAGUGCUGAAGAGCGUAGUGUGUAAAAAUCGUCUGUCCUCGGUUGCAACACUACUGAGUUCCAAACUUUCUCUAGGAGCAACUUCAGCACAAGAACUGUUCGUUGGGGGCUUCAUGAAAUGGGUUUCCAUGGCCGAGCAACCGCACACAAGCCUACGAUCACCAUGUACAAUGCCAAGAGUCUGCUGGAGUGGUGUAAUGCUCGCUGCCAUUGGACUCUGGAGCAGUGGAAAUACGUUCUCUGGAGUGAUGAAUCACGCUUCACCAUCUGGCAGUCCAACAGGAGUAUCUGGGUUUGGCAGAUGCCAGGAGAACGCUACCUUCCCCAAUGCAUACUGCCAGCUGUAAAGUUUGGUGGAGGAUGAAUAAUGGUCUGGGGCUGUUUUUCAUGAUUCGGGCUAGGCCCCUUAGUUUCAGUGAAGGGAAAUCAUAACACUACAGCUUACAAUGAUAUUCUUGACGAUUCUGUGUCCAACUUUGUGGCAACAGUUUGGGGAAGUCCCUUUCCCGUUUCAGCAUGACAAUGCCCCUGUGCACAAAGCGAGGUCCAUACAGAAAUAGUUUGUUGAGAUCGGUGUGGAAGAACUUGACUGGUCUGCGCAGAGCCCUGACUUCAACCCCAUCGAACACCUUUGGGAUGAAUUGGAACGCCAACUGCGAGCCAGGCCUAAUCACCCAACAUCAGUGCCCGGCCUCACUAAUGCUCGUGGCUGAAUGGAAGAAAGCCCCCGCAGCAAUGUACCAACAUCUAGUGGAAAGCCUUCUCAGAAGAGUGGAUGGCUGUUAUAGCGGCAAAGGGGGGACCAAAUCUAGAUUUGGGUAUGUCAUUUUAGAUGAACAUUUAAAAAAAGAGGUUAAUGCCCAUGAGUUUGGAAUGAGAUGUUUGAUGAGCAGUUGUCCACAUACUCUUGAUCCUGCAGUGUAUCUGAUCCAGUAUCCCAGGUCCUGUAUGUGUCUCGUAGACAGGAGGCUGUUACGUUUGUGAACAACAAUUCAUCUACAACACAACACAACACAAUUCAAUACAAUGCAAAAUGUUACAACUGUAACGGUAAGAAAUGACUGUUCAGACAAGCUUGUUCCAAUUCAUUGGCAGAAAAUGAGAUGUUUACUAUUAGACUUGAUUUUGUUUUAGUCAUGUGACUAUAUGACUUCAUGAUGUCAUUUGCUGAAUUAUUGGACAAAAUGUGGUUUUGUUGAGUUUGUUUUAUCUCAUUAAUAGUGCAAAUGGUAGUGUUGAUGUCACGGUGGCUGAACUAGCUUGGCACAUGCUGUCAUGUCAAUUUGCAAUGCUAUAAAACCCUCGCUUUCCAAUAGACCUCUUCCACGAGCCAUCAGGCUGCUUUUCUGCUUCAGUGAUGUGAGCAUUCAUUUUACAUACAGUAGCUCUGUGAUUUCCACCAAACAGUCGCUGUUAUGCUGACGUGACAAAAGCCAGUGAGUGACCUAAUAGCACCGUGUUAUAGACAUAAAAGAUCUAGAGAGUGAACACUGUAGCUAGGGACUAUACUGUGUCUAGUCAGUGAACACAGUCUAUAACCGCUUUGUACCAGCCUUAGACUAAUACGUUUGCUUCCAAUAAGCCUUUCUCUUACGUUUAGAGUAGCAAGAACAUGGACCUUGAAUGAGCGAAGGGCCUGCAGUCGCUUGUGUAACUACGCAGAACGUGUCUGCAGCUUUAUAUUUAAAUAAACAUUCCAUGAGAAAUAGCAGCUAUGGUUGUACACUGUGAAAAUGUCCCAGUCGGAUCGUACGGACGGGACUUUCCGAGGAAAGAAGGUUCAAGUCAUGAAGGGACGUAGUGGAAGGAAAAGGAAGUCAUUCUCAACUUGUACGUGUUUGAUAAAAAUGUUCUAGCUUACUUUUAUCUGUCACCAUUUGUGAUUCCCUCCCUCCCACCCCCAAUUUCCAGAUGUUGGUUACCCUUCAGUGUUUUUCUCAAGCCCCUUCUUCUCUCUUCCUUCCCCUCCCACAACACUUUGCCUGUUUUAAGUGUAUUUAAAGAGACCAUGUAGAUGUGCACACUUUACAAUGUUUGAAACAAUGCUGUUGACAAAACACUCCUACAUAAUAAUAACAGGAAUAAAAUAAUAAAAUGAACUAAAUACA
Molecule: messenger RNA, 8489 nt
Organism: Oncorhynchus keta (chum salmon)
Lineage: Eukaryota; Metazoa; Chordata; Actinopteri; Salmoniformes; Salmonidae
Product: microtubule-associated protein 2-like
Exons: 16
Coding region: 319-4950 (1543 amino acids)
Biological process (GO): microtubule cytoskeleton organization; neuron projection development
Cellular component (GO): neuron projection
Molecular function (GO): microtubule binding
Source: RefSeq, a predicted model, not a curated record